AUCGCCUAAAUUAAACCCAAUCGCCACCACUCAGAUCUCAACCGCCCACUCAAAAUUUUUCGUCGUCUUCUUCGCGAAAAACUCUCAAAGAACUCGCAAGAACCCUAGACCUUUCUCUCUCAAAUUCUCACUCAAAUUUCUGAGAAAAUGAAGGUUGUCGGUGCAAAUGUCCACUUCCAGAAGUUAGAAGCCAAGUGCUCAUCACCGACAUUCUUUCAAAGCUAUCUGGAAAUGAUAGCCGCUCAAGAACUCUCCGAAUUUCUUCAAAUGGAGAUUCGCCUCAAAUUCGAGGAAGAAGUUCUUGAAUUCUACAGAAAUGGAGAGGUCAAAACUGCUCAUUCAAAGAAGAACCCACAGAGGACGUUUCCAGUCAUCAAGUCCACUGUUGGAGGUACAAAAGUGAAGCUUUCGCAAAAUAAAUUGGGAGAAAAGCUUCGCCUUCCCAAUUCUGGAGUUGAAGUUGGGAAAUUUCCAGUCAAAAAUCUGGACUGGAACAUCAUUGGAAUCUCUGGGCAAGUUCCUUCUGGCCCAGCGAAGAAAGCAGAUCUAAACAACGAUUACAAGUUGGUUUUGGAACUGGUCAUCGCUUGCCUCAAGUGUGGAAGUGGAGGUCAUGCCGAUGACAUCACCCAGGAGAGAGCCUUCAUCAUCAACUCUCUCAUUACCAAAACUAAGGUAAACUGGGCUGCACACUUUUUCAAAUCCAUUUCAAAACAUCUAGGAAAGCACAAUCAGAAGUAUCUCUGCCAAGGUCUGUAUAUUGGACAUAUUUUGGAAUCUAUGGGCGCUGCAGUUAAAGGGAAAAAGUAUGAAGCCAGAUACUGGCUAUACUACUUAUCCUCCAAAGGAGAAAACAGAGCUAGUGCUAGUGCCACUGCAGAAGAAAGCUCAUCAGACAAUGUUCCACUCAUCAAUUUCGCAAAUACUGCCAAGAGAAAGCAUGUGGUGUCUCCCUCUCCAAGUGUUGAAACACCACAGAACCUUGCUUUGAUCUGUUUGGAAGAGGAAGAAGAAGUCUCUGACCAUGGAGAACUUCAAAGGAAGAAGAAGAGGAAGAUCAACUCUCCAUCAACAUCUGGAAAUGUCAAUCCGGAUGAGUUAAAGGAGAAGGAACCUGCUGAGGAAACCUCUGCUCAAAACCGGAGCCCUCAACAACUUGAAGAAGAAAUCCCUCAAAAUGAGAAGAUCAUCAAGAAGUGCUUAGGAAUACCAGUCAACCACAACUGUGAACAAAUUUUGGAUGACUACUGGGUAUGGCAAAGGAAUCCUGAAGACUUGCAUCUGGAAUACCUGGCCAACACACCAGUUUCAGACUUUGAAGCAGAUGAUGAAGAUCCUGUAGAAGAGAAGGCAACCUCUCCCCCACAAGAACAGAACCAGGAAACAACAGAAGAAGAAGAAUUUCAGCAAUUAAUCCAAUCUCAAGUUUUGGAGAUUCUCACCACUCCUUGUGAGAUCUCCAAUCCUACUGAAAUUGAGAUCCCGGAGAAGUCAGCAGAAAUUUCGGAACAGUCAGCUCUUCGAGAAACAAUGGAGCAAGCUGUUGAAGCACAAAGGAAUUCUGGAGAAGCUGAAAAGGAAACUCAAAUGGCAGAACUAGAGGUCUCUCAAACUCCAGUAGCCAUUUUUGAAGAACAGAAUGCAGCUGAAGAAAGAGACUCCCUCUCUAGGGAUAUAUCAAAUUUUGCGCUUGAUGAAGGAGAAGGAGAGUCUGAAAGAACACUGAAGGUUACUGAUGAAGAAGAUGUACAAGAAGAUGCUAAAUCUCUUCCUAUGCAACUCUUCCAAAGAACACCAUCCUCUCAUCAGGUAACCAAUUUUCAUUUCCAUAGCUCUUCCACCCCUACACUUCCGGAUGAGAUACCGGAAAUCUGGACAAAGAAGGUCCAAGGGCUGAUUGAAUCAGCCCUAGCAUCUCAACAUGCCUCCUUUAGGCAAGAGAUAGAGCAAAUGGAAGUCAGAUCUAUCAAACGCAACGCCAACCGCUCUGCCAAGCAGAAUCUGCUGAAGCUGAAAACGGUCAAUGGCGGAAGAGAUCACAAAAUCUCAAGACAAGACUUGGUUUAGGAAUUAUUGUAAUUUGAAUUGUAUUUGUUUAAGAGUUUUUGUUAACAAGCUGUAUAUUAUGAGAAACUAAAAGAAAGUUACAAAAUUAGUUCUCAGUACAGCGACCGGAACUCUUAAACACUUGUUUGUCAUCAUCAAAAAGGGGGAAAUUGUUGGGAAAAAUAUCAUAGAUUUUGAUGAUGAUGUAUUUAGAAUGUAAUAGGGACUUUAGGUCUCCCCCAAUAUUCAAUGUAAUUUUUCUUUUUAGAAAUAUUGUUAAAACCAAGUUCUUGAGAUUUCCAAUAAGGUUAUGAUAUUUCU
This is a messenger RNA of Cuscuta campestris, 2367 nucleotides long. The record is from the annotation of a GenBank genome assembly. Lineage: Eukaryota; Viridiplantae; Streptophyta; Magnoliopsida; Solanales; Convolvulaceae.